CGCGCGCGCCGCCGCCUCCUGCUCGAGCUUCAUCGCGCGCAUCGGCUUCUUCUUCGGCGGGCCCGGCUUCUUCUUCACGAUCACGCUCGACAUGGAUAUCGCCGCCUCGCCGCUCGCGCCCGCCGCCGCCUUCGCCGCGCGCACGCGGGCCAGGAGCUCUUUAUACCUCCCGACGCACGCCAACGCGUCUCGGCGAUCCAACCCGGGUUCGCUCGCGAUCGCUUCCCAUCGCUCCUUCUCCGACGGCGCGCUGCCUUUCGGGUGCGUCGCGAGCGCGUUCACGAGCGUCAUCUCCUCGUCGGCGUUCCACGCGUUCGGAUCGUCGUCUUCUUCCUCUUCGUGCGGCGCGGCCGACGCCGACGCGACGGACGCGGCGUCGUCGGUCGUCGCCUCCGACGGCGCGAUCAGCGAUCCUUGCUCGCUCUCCGCGUCGCGCUUCGCGGCUUUCUCCGCGUCGCGCGCCGCGCGCUUCGCGGCGAGCUCAGCCUUCUUCGCCUGCUUCUCCGCAGCCUUGCGCUCGGCCUCAUCGAGUCGUUCGCGCUCUUUGCGCGUGGACAUCGCGCUCGGUCGACGACGGUUGUUGUUAUCGGAUGAUGUUCAAAAAAGAAGUCGACGCGCGAUGCGACGCGCGCGUCGACGCGUCUCGAGACCGGCGUGCGCGCGCGCCGGCGAAGGUUCGCGCGGUGGUCGUCCUCCACGCGUCGAGGUCGUCGACGGGGAUCCUACGAAGCGCGCGCGCGUCUUCCUUCGACGUGCGCCGUGUUGUGCGCGAGGCGAGAUCGCGCGCGCGAAGAAACCCUCGUAA
Micromonas pusilla CCMP1545 is the source of this 805-nucleotide messenger RNA. RefSeq lists its product as uncharacterized. The record is from RefSeq and is a predicted model, not a curated record. NCBI's taxonomy places the organism in Eukaryota, Viridiplantae, Chlorophyta, Mamiellophyceae, Mamiellales, Mamiellaceae. Bases 92 to 805 code for a protein of 237 amino acids. The transcript has a single exon.